CCCUGGUUACCAGGCUUCUGUUCCUUCUUCUGUGAAUCAUGGUGUGAAGAGGAAGGAAGUCUUUCAAUGCUGUUUGGUGUCUUUUCAGCUAACUACAUGAACUGGAACCACAGACUAGAAGUCAGACCAGCUUCCUCCUCUACACUAACUUAACAACAUAGUGAGAGAGGAGAGGACUCACUAUGAAUAGAUCAGCAGCAAGAGGAUUUCUAGCUUUCCUUCUAUCAGUACCAGUGCUUCAGGGUAAUGAUGACUGGACGGUUACUUACUCAUCUAGUAAUGUCUGUGCUUUAAGAGGAGCAAUGGUUGACAUCGACUGCACUUAUGAAUACCCUGACAACGUACAGUACCGCCCUAACACAGUCACAACACUGUGGUUUACUAAAGAAGACAACCAUCAGCCAGUUGAUUUGCUAAGUGAUGCAGACUAUACAGGUCGUGUUGAAUCCAGCUGUGGAGAGGUCAGAUGUACCGGGUCCAGAUGUCAUGGAAAAUGUACCCUGAGAAUCAGAAACCUGAGACAGAGUGACUCUGCUGUCUACAAGUUUAGGUUCACAACAAACCAACCAGGUGGGGAAUAUACUGGUGACCCUGGAGUGACGGUAUCUGUAACAGAUCUCCAGGUGAAGGUGUCCUUUCUUCACCCUACCAGUCCUACCUGGGCAGAGCUGAAGUGUCACAGUAUGUGUGGUCUAGCUGGUGACCCUCCCUACAUCUGGUUCAGGAAUCGACAGAAUGUAGGACAGGGAGUGAACUACUGGGAGUAUAUUCAGUCUGAAGGGAGCUUCUCAUGUGCUGUUGAAGGAUACGAACAUCUCCGCUCUCCUGUAGUGUGGCUUCAGGGUAAGGGGGACCGGACAGUUACUUACCCAUCUAGUAAUGUCUGUGCCUUAAGAGGAACAAAAGUUGACAUCAGUUUUACUUAUGAAUACCCUGACUACGUACAGUACCGCCCUAACACAGUCAAUACACUGUGGUUUACUAAAGGAGACAAGUAUCAGCCAGUUGAUCUGAAGCACAAUGCAGACUAUACAGGUCGUGCUGUAUACAGCUGUGAAGAGGUCAGCUGUACCAGGUCCAGAUGUCAUGGAACAUGUACCCUGAGAAUCAGAAACCUGAGACAGAGUGACUCUGCUGUCUACAAGUUUAUAUUCACAACAAACCAACCAGACCUCCAGGUGAAGGUGUCCUUUCCUUAUCCGACCAAUCCUACCUGGGCAAAGCUGGAGUGUCGCAGUAUGUGUGGUCUAGCUGGUGACCCUCCCUACAUCUGGUUCAGGAAUGGACAGAAUAUAAAACAGGGAAUGAUCUACUCGGUCAAACCUCAGUCUGGCGAUAGCUUCUCAUGUGCUGUUAAAGGAUACGAUCUCCGCUCUCCUCUACUCUAUGGGCCUAAACACGUAUAUAUUAAUUCAAGUCCCUCUGGUGAAAUAGAGGAGGGCAGUUCAGUGACUCUGAGCUGCAGCAGUGAUGCUAACCCAGCAGCUGAGUACACCUGGUUCAAGAACAACCAACCUCUGCUCUGGGAACCAAGUCAACCUCAUACCUUCCCCUCAGUCCGCCCUGAAGACAGAGGAACGUACCGCUGUCACGCAGAGAACAAAUAUGGACAACUGAGCUCUAACUCAAUACUCAUGGAUGUCCAGUACGCUCCAAAGACCCCCUCGGUGACCGUGAGUCCCUCUGGUGAAAUAGAGGAGGGCAGUUCAGUGACUCUGAGCUGCAGCAGUGAUGCCAACCCAGCAGCCGAGUACACCUGGUUCAAGGAACAUGAAGACUCAGUGAGAGAAUCAGGACAGAACUACUCCAUCACUAAUAUCACAUCUGAGCAUGGAGGGAACUAUUACUGCCAAGCCCAUAAUGCAAUCGGACUUCAUAAUGCUACCUUUUUGUUAAUCCAAGUGACAUCAUCAUCAUCAUCAUCUCAUCGAGCAAUGGUAGCUGUAACAACCAUUGCUGUCUUACUGGCCACCGUACUCCUCCUCGUCUUCCUCUGGAUGAGAAGAAAGAGGGCCUCGAGUAAAGCAUGUGGACAGGGAGGAAGGCCAGAUACUGUGGAGGAGCCACUACCAGGUCCUGUGUAUGAAAACGUCUCAGCUCUGACCAAUCACUUGGCUCCUGCAGCACAGAGAGAACCAAUAGAAGAGCAGGAUGACCAUCACUAUGCCAGCAUCCAUACCUCUCGUUCAGAGAACCAGGAAGUUCCUCGCUGUUGGGUUGGCUCUAAUGUCCAAUCAGACCAAGCAGAUGCUGUCUUUUAUUCUGUGGUCAACAUUAAGAGACCAAACGCUGUCCCUGGAGAGAGUGACCAGACAGAGGCGGCAGAAACCUCAGAGUUGUACAGCACCGUCAAAAAACACCCCAGAUAUUGAAACAGAUGUGGCAGCAGGAUUUAAAUAGUGGUACUAGGUAGAGUGUCUCAUCCAUUUAGUUUAACAGGACAAUACGCUGGCUGCAUGUCCUAUGGAAAUGAAUUUCAUGGAAUGAAUACUUGCCACUAUAGCUCAUUCAUGACCUGAUUUAUUUGACUUAUUCACUUGAUUGUGUCUGUUCCACUUGCGAUGGCCCCAGCGAGGCCACAUGUUAUCCAGGGCCUCUUGCUUUUGAGGAUAUAGCUCUGCUUCAUCGCUACCACCUGCUGGUUACCAGGAUGUACUGCACCUGUUAGGGGAGGUCUUAGCGGUACCAUCUGCUGGUUACCAGGAUGUACAUGCUGGUCAGCGCAUUCAUUCCAAAACAGAUUGAGUUUUUCAUAACCUCUGAGUAAUAUGGUGCAAACCUGGCAAUUAAUGUAUUUGCAAGUGAAAUUUUUUCUUCACAAUACUGUAACAUAUGCCACAUGUUUUCAUGUGCCAUAUUUGAAAACUCUGUCCACAAAAUCGUGGUUGCUCUUGAGAAUUUAUUGGCCAAAGUUGUUUUCUUUAACAUGACAUCUAUGCCUGGCUUUUUUGUUGCAGCUCAUUUCCAAAAUACUUUAGAGGUUUUAGGCAUGUGAUGGUGAUCCAUGUGGUAGGCUACAUUAAGUUACAUGAAUUCUGUGUGAAAUUAACUAAAGAUUCUGUAAGUUGUUCAUAGUUGAUAAUCAUAUAAAACGUAUCUGGUACAUCACA
Messenger RNA from Gadus morhua (Atlantic cod), 3110 nucleotides. Its product is annotated as sialic acid-binding Ig-like lectin 5. Lineage: Eukaryota; Metazoa; Chordata; Actinopteri; Gadiformes; Gadidae. Bases 183 to 2372 code for a protein of 729 amino acids. The transcript has 12 exons. The record is from RefSeq and is a predicted model, not a curated record.